Molecule: messenger RNA, 1809 nt
Organism: Apaloderma vittatum (bar-tailed trogon)
Lineage: Eukaryota; Metazoa; Chordata; Aves; Trogoniformes; Trogonidae
Gene: SGO1
Product: shugoshin-like 1 (S. pombe)
Exons: 8
Coding region: 1-1809 (602 amino acids)
Biological process (GO): meiotic chromosome segregation
Cellular component (GO): chromosome, centromeric region; nucleus
Source: RefSeq, a predicted model, not a curated record
AUGGCGGAAUCCUUGAAAAAGCCCUUCAAAGACAGUCUGAGAGAUAUAAAAGAACGAAUGAAAGAGAAAAGAAAUCAGAGAUUGGUUAAAAUUGGCCAGACCUCCACUGUAAAAUGCAAAAGAGCAACCAACAGCUCGAAACAAAUGAAGAGCAUCCAAGCAAACAACAGAGCUCUAGCCCAGGCUUUGCAAGAAGAAAAGCUCAAACUGAGGGAUGCCCAGGCUACCAUCCUUUAUUUAACAAAGGAGUGUCAAGAUCUGAAGCUUCAGGUGUUUGACUCACAUAGAAAUCUUAGGUUCAACCAAGCACGAGGACUAGUUGAGCAUCAACUGUCAGCCUUGAAUGAGAUAAUUUCAAAAGUUUCUCAGAAUUUACUGGACUCAAUUGAUCUCCUUGGCCCAGCGAAGAAUUUGUGUUCCAUGGAUGCAGAUCAGGGAGUGCUUUCUUCAUUUUGUGAAAAUAGUGCCAGUGUCGCAAGACAAGUAAGUUCAGUAGGACCUCUACAAUGUGUUGAUGGAGAGGAUCAAGUAUUUCCCAAUGGGAUGAAGACUGAUGGUGAAAGAAAUGAGCGGGCUCAUUCUGCGUCAGAGAUCUGUGAGGAAUCUGAUAACUCCAUUUCCUUAAUCAAUACAGUUCCAGACAAAGGAGGAACAUCAGAAUUUGAUCUGGAUGGCAUGAUAGCGUCAGAGCUGAAAAAUGUUUUUUCAGGUGGAGAGGAUGGGUUUGGUAACAUGUUACAAAAAAAUGUGUCCACCAGAUGUCGCUAUUCAAAGAUGAGAAAUUGCAAUGAACUUUGCACUGGUGUCUUGGACUGUUCAGAAGCACCUGAUUCAACACAAGAGCAUUCUAAACAGGAUGAAAUUGGACUUGAGGAAAGCCUAGAGAAGUAUGCCAUAGAAAACAUCAAUUCAAGUACUUCUCAGUUGAAGGAAAACAAGGUAGACUCUGAGCCAGUAUUAAGACAGACAGAUCCUGAAACUGCACAGUUAAACAGUGAUUGUCAUCUUAAACAACAGGAGCGUAAAAGCAGAGGAGACUCUCAAUUAAGGAAAGAGAAGCAUCAGAAGGGAAAACUGGAACGGCCUAAAAAUACCUUGAGACAAAGUAUAAAAAAAAACCAGGGUAAAGAGGCUUCCAAAGAAAAGUUGGAUUUCUUGGGUGGCUCCAAUGAUGCUUAUGACUUUCAUUUUGAAGAGUCUGUCCACGUCACCCCUUUUCGACAAAAGAAGGGGGGUGACACAGAUACUGAUGUGGAUGAAAAAGAAGACUCAACUGAAACUAGUACCAUGGAGACAAGUGACACUGAAGAAGAUUCAGAUGAUAGCCUUUAUGAGCCUUACAAGGGUAAAUCGAAAAAAAGGAAAAGUUCAGUGGACAAGAAAGAUACAUCACCAGUCUACACAAGGCCAAGAUCUAAAAGAUGUUUGGCACGUGAGCUGAAACUGCAUGAUGAAAAAAAGACCGAAAGCAAUAAAUCAAGUGACAAGUCUAUUAUGCAACCUUCUGAGCCAUCUCGUGGUCAUCUUUGUGACGUUACCAACACCACUUCGUUGCUCCCCAGCACUGAGAAUGCAGCUGUUGUUCUAGCAGGUGAAGGACCACGAUCUCCAAAACGCAAGCGAAGCUGUACUCUUAGUGUGAACUAUAAAGAACCAAGUAUCAUAGGGAAACUCAGGAGAGGAGAUCCAUUUACGGAUACAAAUUUUUUAUCUUCUCCAAUUUUCAAGCAGAAAAAAGAUUCUAAAUGCCAUCCUCAUAGGAAAAAGUCUUUGUCAAAAUACAACGAGAAAUUUGUUGGUUGUCGUUGA